This is a messenger RNA of Cryphonectria parasitica EP155, 465 nucleotides long. RefSeq lists its product as uncharacterized. The record is from RefSeq and is a predicted model, not a curated record. The coding region runs from base 1 to 465 and encodes 154 amino acids. Lineage: Eukaryota; Fungi; Ascomycota; Sordariomycetes; Diaporthales; Cryphonectriaceae. The transcript is spliced from 3 exons.
AUGAAGUACAUUCUCACCCAAACCUACCUCGCCUGUGGCUUGCUGGCGCACCUCACCACUGCUGCCAUCGACCACACUUGCACCGACCUGGAGGUGAAGUUCGAUGGUGCUGGCUCGCCCAUCUUUCUGACUGCCAAGUGUCAGAACCGAGAGAACACAGCCACCCAGUGUAGCGAGCUCAAUCUCAACCUGUGCUACCGACUCCAGCUGGGCAGCUCUGUGGAUAAUCCAUCUAUCGCUGUCGGAAGUAACGGUGGCAAUUUCGGCCGCUACUGUACAGAUUGCGGCGCGACCAACUCUCCUGACCCUACGGUCAAGUACUGUACCUGUGUUGCUUACGAGGACAAUGGAAAGCUGAUCUACGGCGAGGUCGAGAUCGAUCUCAACGAGGGCACAAUCAUCCAGGACUCGAACGGCUUCCUGCAGUGCUUCGACCACACUGCCGCUGCCAUGGAUAACUGCUGA